Molecule: messenger RNA, 1872 nt
Organism: Cuscuta campestris
Lineage: Eukaryota; Viridiplantae; Streptophyta; Magnoliopsida; Solanales; Convolvulaceae
Source: the annotation of a GenBank genome assembly
CAACACUUCCCCCUCCCCUCUCCCAUUCAUUUCCUUUCUCUUUCACUCUGUCCCCUCCCUAGAGUUUUCAUUUCCCUCUUUCUAGAGCUCUAAUCUGCUCAAUUCCGGCGGCCCCGCAGCCCGUCGCCGCCCUACAUCACCGUCUCUCUGCUCUUGCGACUCUCUUUGGUCGCCCAUCUUAUGCAAACGUUAAAUUAUUCUUGAAUGCCUUCAGUUACUAGAAGCAUGGGCCUUUAAAACCAAGCACCUUUCAUCUUGUUCUCAUUUUUUAUGAUUCAUAGAGAUAUUUAAUGUGCUUUCACUAGGCCAAAAUGAAGACUUCACAGGACUCACAAAAAUCACAAGCAAAACAACCUUCAACCCAGGUUUCACAUGAUUCACAAAAUGAUCAACCAAACAAUACAACGGAGAAUCUGGAUGCAGAUUCUGUGUCAGUUUCGGCAUCUGGCAAUGAAAACAGGAAAAUUUCACGUGAAGAUAUUGAGCUCGUUCAAAACUUGAUUGAGAGGUGUUUGCAGUUGUAUAUGAAUAGAGAUGAAGUAGUGAAAACACUUCUAAACCGGGCAAGGAUAGACCCUGGAUUUACAACUCUAGUGUGGCAAAAGUUAGAAGAAGAAAAUGCUGAUUUUUUUCGGGCCUACUACAUAAGGCUGAAACUGAAGAAACAAAUUAUAUUGUUCAAUCACUUGCUUGAGCAUCAGUAUCAUCUAAUGAAAUACCCAGUACCUCCCAAUGUUCCAUUAGCUCCAUUGCAAAAUGGUAUCAAUACCAUGCCAGUCAACAAUUUACCAAUAGGAUAUCCUGUACUGCAACAACCGCCAAUUCCUACAACAGGUCAACCUCAUAUCAGUCAUAUGGAUUCAAUGGGUUUAUCAAGCUGUCAUGUGGUCAAUGGAGUACCUGCACCAAGCAACUUCCAGCCGAUCCGGAAGAAUGCUGUGAAAGAAAUGGUGAUUGAAACCGCUCAAACCAGUGCAUCAGAUGCAUCCGCGGCUGCUCCACCAAGUAAUGCCAUUUCAUCUAUUCCAGAUAUGCCUGUAAGCCCCACACAAGCUGCCUCCAGUGGUCAUUUUCCCUUUACUGCAUCAGAGAUAUCUGGGAUGGGAGUAGACACAUCAGCCCUUGACACAGCCUUUGCAUCUGAUGCUAGCUCAGUAGGACUACAUCUCCCCACUGAUAACGGAGCUGGAAAUUCUAGAGAUUUUCUCAGAUCCUUGGCUCAGAUUCCUUGGAAUUUCAGUCUUUCGGACCUAACAGCUGAUUUACCAAACUUGGGAGAUCUAGGAACUCUUGGAAAUGACAGUGGCUCGCCAUUUUUGCAUUCUGAUUCAGAUGUUUUACUCGAUUCUCCAGAGAAAGACGACUUAGUAGAUGAGUUCUUCGCCGACUCCAUCCCUGGGUCAGCUGGACCUCAAUCGGAUGAAGAAAAUCCCUAGUGAUGACGGAAUGUAAGGGUACCCUGACUACCCUCUAAAUACCAAAGAAUUAGUGGUUCAGAACUAUGAUCACAGAGAGAUGACAAUGCAUAGAGACCAUUCCUUACCGGGCUUUUGCUGUCCCGAAGCUUGUUGUUUAACUAUUUAGACAUUGUUAUUAUAGCUUUCAGAGCAGGUAAUUCGUGUUUCAGCUGAAUAUAUCUUCCAAACUAAGAUAUAAUUUAGGUUUGUUUUCAAACCGUUUCAGCUUGAGCUGCAACCUGAUUCUGCAAUGUUGUAUUCUGCUAUUACGAAACACGACGGUGUUCAUGAGCCCAGAUUAGAUUACUGCAAUAGUAGAUUGUUGCCUAAUUUAGGGCAUUAACACUAUGUUUGGUUCAUGGAAUUUGGUUUGGAAAAGAGAAGAAUUUGAUAAAAAUAAGAUCUUGUUUGGUAU